UGUUUGAGGUUAUAUGUCAUCUUACUGCCACGUCAACAGUGAUAGCGAGUCCCUACAGCGAAAGGGUUCUCAUCCGCGUUCACUGUGAACCAACCAUUUCACUGUUACGUUCACAUGAACAACAACAAUGUCUCUAGCUCAGGUGGUGCUCGUUCUCUUGGCCGCCUGCGUGGCCGGCGUCGUGUGUGUGGACAAGUGCAGCCCCGACUGCACCGGCAAACCCGUGGGCAGCAAGGUUCCCGAUCCCAGGAACUGCACACAGUUCUACCUCUGCCUCAACGGCGAGUUCCCCACCGACCACCCACUCUGGUGCGACUCGGGUGAAAUCUUCGACACCACGCUAAAUGAGUGCCAGGUGGGGACCAACUGCACGGAUCAGUGCCCGACGACCGUCUCCAACUGCCACUUCACGUGCGACGGAACGUACGACCUGGUCAGUGAUCCGUCGAGCUGCAACCAGUAUUUCGUGUGUCUCCCCCACGGGCUGGAGGGACCCUUCGAGUGUCCCGCGGGAUCCCCAUACUUCAACGGGGAAAACUGCUUGGAUGACAAAGGCGCCUGCUGUUCCGACCCGUGCACACCCUUCUGCGAGGCGGCGGCGACGCAGGUGCCGGAUCCCACGGACUGCACCAAGUACUACAUCUGCCUGGAGCCAGGGCUCACGUCCGAGGAAUACCACUUCACAUGUGACGCGGGACAGAACUUUAACCUUGUCACGGGACGGUGUGACAGCGCAGCCGUUUGCCAAGUUUUGUGUAACAAUAGGUGAAAGUCGCUUAAUACUCUCACUAGAAUUCGCAACGGAACAGAACGUGACUAUGACUUUACUAUAUCGAUGUUUUGAAGAAUCGAAAUUACCAUAGAGCGUCUUCAUUCCUCUUAUGUUGAAAAUAAAACAUGUUAAUAAAUACUGAAGAUAUUAAGCUGGAUAUAUUAAA
Messenger RNA from Penaeus monodon (black tiger shrimp), 938 nucleotides. Its product is annotated as peritrophin-1-like. Gene Ontology annotation, cellular component: extracellular region. The record is from RefSeq and is a predicted model, not a curated record. NCBI's taxonomy places the organism in Eukaryota, Metazoa, Arthropoda, Malacostraca, Decapoda, Penaeidae. Gene Ontology annotation, molecular function: chitin binding. Bases 128 to 769 code for a protein of 213 amino acids. The transcript is spliced from 2 exons.